Kwoniella shivajii is the source of this 1170-nucleotide messenger RNA. RefSeq lists its product as uncharacterized. Gene Ontology annotation, cellular component: cytoplasm; mitochondrion. The coding region runs from base 1 to 1170 and encodes 389 amino acids. The record is from RefSeq and is a predicted model, not a curated record. Gene Ontology annotation, molecular function: AMP kinase activity; ATP binding. Lineage: Eukaryota; Fungi; Basidiomycota; Tremellomycetes; Tremellales; Cryptococcaceae. The transcript has 9 exons. Gene Ontology annotation, biological process: nucleobase-containing compound metabolic process.
AUGUCUUUGCGACCUCUCUUACCCCAGUGCACCCAACUUCAUCGCUCAACGCGUCAUUCCAUCCGAUACAUUUCAUCCUCAUCUCCAAGAGGACGACCAUCAUCUACCACCUCAUCAGCGAUUGGGGCAGCUUCACGAACUUUAGAAUCACUGUCGGAGAGCUUCAAUGAUAUCGCCGAGAAGUUCAGGCAAGCUGUGCAACAGAAUCAUUCUGAGCAAUAUGAGGGCGUUGAGGAGAGAGGAUUGAGGAUGUUGAUAUUUGGGAAGCCUGGUAGUGGGAAGGGAACGCUGAGUGCUCGACUAGUGAAGGAGUAUGAUAUAGCGUUCGUAUCAACGGGAGACGUGUUGAGAAAAGAAAUAGCAGCCAAAUCGGAAGUAGGUAGAAAAGCUGAAGAGGUUGUGGCUAGCGGAGGUUUGGUGUCGGACGAAUUGAUGCUGGAAAUUGUUAAGACUGAAUUAGACAGAAUGCACGGUAAAAGCUGGAUUGUAGAUGGGUUCCCUCGUACACUGCAUCAAGGAGAGUUGCUCGACUCCGUACUCAAUCAAGAGAAUCGACCUUUGAACAUGAUUGUCCACUUGAACGUUCCCGAUUCUGUAAUCAUGGCUCGUAUAUCAGCUCGAUGGGUCCAUCUACCCUCUGGAAGAGUAUACAACACGACAUACUCAGCGCCCAAAACUCCAGGGAAAGAUGAUGUGACUGGUGAACCAUUAUCAAAAAGACCUGAUGAUACGCCCGAAACUUUCUCAAAGAGGCUACAAGCGUACUAUGAAUCAACGGCUCCAUUGCUUGAGUAUUUCGCAAAGACAUACCCAUCAUCUUUAUUCUCGUUAAGUGGUUCAUCUUCCGACGAGGUACUUAUCGCAGCCGGUCUAAAAUCUCCUAAAUCAUCAAAAGCAAAAUCAACUGACUUUGAAUCAUUUUCUUCUUCUUCUAUUGAUACGACUGGUGAUUCACCAAAAACAAUCGCUGCACUCGAUCAGUUAUGGCCUCAAUUACAAGCUCUGAUCGAACCUUUCAAUUUACGUAGAAAACCAAAAAGAGAAGGCACGGGAAUAGAAACAGGAGAAUUAUCAGAAGAUCAAGUUAAAGAGAUUAGAAAAGAAGCUGAUGAUUUGAAAGAUCCAAAUGAACUGGAUGUUGGUGGAAAAGACAAGGCUCACGUACAGUGA